Oreochromis niloticus (Nile tilapia) is the source of this 4232-nucleotide messenger RNA. RefSeq names its product cerebellar degeneration-related protein 2-like (gene cdr2l). NCBI's taxonomy places the organism in Eukaryota, Metazoa, Chordata, Actinopteri, Cichliformes, Cichlidae. Bases 382 to 1833 code for a protein of 483 amino acids. The record is from RefSeq and is a predicted model, not a curated record. The transcript is spliced from 5 exons.
CUUUUCUCCCACAGCACCCAAACGCAGCAUCAGCAGCGUUUGGCUACCCGGCUGCAGCCAGGCUGCCAGUCUGCGUCUGCUGCUGCUGCUGCACAUCAAAGCCUGAUGAGACACCGAGGAGACGCUGUCAGCCUCCUCCAGCCUGCUUCACGUCGAGGCCGCACGGACUGCUCGGAUGCUGGGUGCUUCAUAUCUGUGGACGCUUCAAGAAGAAAAAGGAGAAGGAGCAGGUGCACCGAAGUCCCCGCCGCCGAGGUUUCCUCUCUCUGAGUGAUUUUGGGGGAGCUGUUGUUCGUUGUCACUUCCGGGCGAGCAGUCGGUACCACCGGCAGCUCACAUCGCCGGCGGAGGAGGAGAAGAAGAGGAAGUUCGGCAGCAUCGAUGCUUCGCGCGGGGAGGAUGGAGGAGUUUGUCACGGAGGAAGAGGAGCCGUGGUACGACCAGCGGGACCUGGAGCAAGACCUGCAUUUGGCAGCGGAGCUCGGCAAAACCCUCCUGGAACGCAACAAAGAGCUGGAGGACUCCCUGCAGCAGAUGUACAUCAACAACGAGGAGCAAGUGCAAGAGAUCGAGUACCUGUCCAAGCAGCUGGAAAUGUUGCGGGAGAUGAACGAGCAGCACGCAAAGGUGUACGAACAGCUGGAUGUGACGGCCAGAGAGCUGGAAAUCACCAAUGAGAAGCUGGUGCUGGAGAGCAAGGCGUCGCAGCAGAAAAUAGACAGGUUAACCAGCACCAUGGAGACCCUACAGAGCCAGGUGGACAGUCUCACAGCUCGGGUUGAGGAGCUGCGAACUUUGGAGGAGCUGAGAGUCCGCAGGGAGAAGAAGGAGCGUCGUAAGACCAUCCACUCUUUCCCCUGCCUCAAAGAGCUCUGCACCGCUCCAAGGUAUGAGGAUGGUUUCCUGCUGGCCAAUCCAGGUAGCGUGGACCUGGCCGAGCGACAGCCGCUGGAUGAGGAGAACGACCGCCUGAGAGACAUCGUCUCGUCGCUGCACUCGGCCAUGGCUGCAGAGCGGUCCAAGCGGGAGGGUGCAGAGAGGGAGUGUGCUGCUGUGCUGCAGGAGUUUGAGCGCCUGGAGCAGCGUCUCCUAGGAGCAGAAGGAUGCCAGCUGCGGGUUCAGGAGUUGGAAGCUGAGCUCCAGGAGAUGCAGCAGCUCAGGAAGUCCAGGGUGUGUCUGAUUGGUGACAUGGAAGACGGCCUAGAGAAUCUGCUCAAUAACGGCCCUGAGACUGACACUCCAGAGGAGAGCCCGGGGCAGGAGGACGGAGGCGAGGGAGGUGCUGGAGAGGCUGGGGGAGUGGGGCAGCAAGGAGGACCGGUGAGAAAAAGCUGCAGCGACACAGCCCUGAACGCCAUCUCAGCUCGGGACGCAACCGGUAGACGGCAGGGGAGCUACGCCCUCCACGCCAACGGCGUGCGCAAACGGGGCAUGUCCAUCCUGCGGGAGGUGGACGAGCAGUACCACGCGCUGCUGGAGAAGUACGAGGAGCUGCUGGGGAAGUGCAGGCGUCACGAGGAGAGCCUGUGCCACGCAGGGGUGCAGACCUCGCGCCCCGUUUCCAGGGAUCCCUCCAUGAAGGAGUACAACAUGGCCACCGCGGGGCCUUCCACCUCCGGAGAUGUCGUCGUCGCCGCCGCCCCUCCUACACCCCCUCAGACUCCCUCCACCCCUGAAGCCCUGGAGGGGAUCAGCAGGCAGGUGGAGCAGGUGGACAAACGGCUGAGCCAGAACACGCCAGAGUACAAGGCGCUGUUCAAGGAGAUCUUCUCCCGACUGCAGAAGACAAAGAGCGACAUGAACACGAGGAAGAGCAGAAAGACUAACAAGUGAGGCACAGAUGAGAUAUUACAAACAUCUCAGUUUACCUCACUGUUUAAAGGCUUCUCAUUUAACCGUCUGGCCACCCUUCACUGCUGUAUCCUGUUUCACAUGAAACUGCCAAAGGGAUGAAAUGCUUCUCUUGACUGUAACUGACAAACUAUCUGAGUGGAGGGUUUUGUCGUGACGUUGUUUGUAACUGAUGCAGAAGUGACUCCGUUUAUUUUGCAUUUAUGAUAAACACUGAAGCCAAAUAACAGGCCAACUUUCAGAGGCUUUAAAACUUGCAGCAUUUACAGCAUGCAUCUGGCUGAUAACACAAAAAAGCUAAAUCUCUCUUUCAAGAAAAAGAGGAAUCGCAAGCUUUUGAAUGGCUCAAUGAGCUUAAAGAAGCUUUUUGAACUCACCGGAUGGCACAAAAUCGGUGUACCUCCUGAACAGGCGGCGAUGCUUCUGCAUCUUUUUCAGGGAUUUAUUUCAUCAUUUCCACACUGUGCUGCCACAUAAUCCAACUUGUUCCUGUAAUAGGCCGUUUUAAUGUUUCCUGUUGAUUAAAAUAACUACUGCAUCAACCAUGUUCUUUUUUUUUGGUUUAAACCGCUGCCAAGGUGGUUAUGUUUUUGUUAGUGCUUGCAUGUAUGCGUGCCGUUCCGUCUGUAAAUGCAACAGCUCGGAAAGUUUUGAAUGAAUUCUGAUAAAACAGAUCCACUGAGGUCAUCAAGGUCAACUUUAUGAUUUAUUAAAAAUCCACAAAAAGCCUUGUAACGUAGAAACUACGAUUCUUAAAUGUGUGUAUUGACAACAUGUAGAAAGUAGCCUGUAAAGAUUUCAAACGUGUCACAUUUGACCUCUGACCUCUUCUUCAAGGGUAGUAGAUUGAUCGGAAAGUCAAAGUGAUAAUACUAUAAGCUGAUUUUAUCUUACUGCCAUUAUUCGCACUGACAACAUAUCCCCAAUGAUAUAUGGGGAUUUUAAAUAUCAUGGUACUUUGGACCUCUGACCUCUUCUUCGAGGUCAAAUAAGGUCAGACUUUUAAAAAUAAGACAUGUUAAGAAAUUCUGCUGCCUUUGUUUGUACUGCUAACAUUUAGGAAUGAUACUGGUAAACGGGGAGUCUAAAUAACACAAUUUGUAUACAAAUAUGUCGCAUUUGACCUCUGACCUCACUUUGGCAUUUUACAUCUGCCUCUCUUUCAGCUUAAGCCCAAAAUCUGUUAGAUUUUUAAAGAAAGAACUGUCAAGAGAAAUAAUGAAUCCACAUAAAUACGAAGCAAUUAUACUCAGGAUGAUGUCAGUAAUUACAAAAGCCUGCCCUAGGCACUUGUUUUUACUGCACUACAAACCAAAGAUAUAUACAAAAUGCAGCACUAUUACCUUUAAAGUAAAUACUGCCCAGAGAGUGAAGUUUCUUGGCAGAGGUUUGAGCUCUGAGUGGUUCUUUGUUUUGCUAAUAGCUGCAAAAGUGCUCAUGAAGAAAGUUUGUUUGGUAAUAACCCCAAAUAAAACACGACACACACACCCAGUCUGAACACUUUAAUGUGAACACAGAUCAGUAAACUGUAGGUAAUACAAAUAGCACACAUCGAGUCUCACUCAACCCACAGAGCAAAAACAUCAGUCCACGGCACGAGAGCUGAACGAAGCUUGACGGGCUUCACUCGGAUACUUAUGGAGUGUAUUUUUUUUAAAAAAACAAAAAGGAAAAACACUUUCUUAUGGCAGGAUGUGUUAACCAUCAGUGUCUGGUUAAAGGACUCGCGUCUCUAUUCUGGUUCACAAGUCAAUUAUAGACGAUACCGAGCUCUGCCGAGUCAGCAGAGGCGGCGCGUGGCCUGUGGGGAGAGUCUGGAGGCACAGUCAGCAGUGGAAAUCUUUAACUUGAGCAAUACGAGGUGAGCGGCUUAACAGUUUUCUGCGGUGUUCGGUUCAAUAGGGAACUGAGGUAACGCGCUAGAAUUGAUGUCCUCUGGAACAUAAGAGGAGACUGGGUGAUAUAAAGCCAUUAGUACAACCCGGACUCUUAGAUUUAGAGUUCAUUUAUUAGAUUUGAAGAAACCUACAAAGUACUGGAAUGAAGGUGUUGGUGAAUAAAGCUGAUAUGAUUGACACCCUGAAACAAAGAGAUUAGCAAGUCCUCAGUCCUGAUUCCCUGUCAAUGUAAUACAAGAUCUGUUAAAACAGGCUCACAUGAUGGUCUGGCAAAUAUGAUAUUUAAUAGUAAGAAGGCAACUGGCUCAACUAGGCUGUCUAUUUUUUAUUUACUUGUUAAGGCCACACGGCUGCUAAAAAACAAAACAAAAAAAACCUGCCAAAAUACCCUGAUCAGGAAAAAAAAAGAAAAAACAGCCACAGCUAAAGCGAGGGAAUGCAAGGGGGUUAGAGGUAACUGCUUUCCCUCUUCUCUCAGCAGAA